GGCAAUGGAGAAGAUUGAGUUGAGAAACAGAACAUUCACGCGUUGGCUCAUUAAGUGCGGCCGUCAGAGGAGGCAGCUGUUGUUGAGAGAGCUGCGUUCAGAUUUAGUGAAAAACGGAUUUCCCAAAGUGCAGCUAAGGAAGGCAUUAAGACAGCUUGCACAACAAACUGUUGUAAGUUUGGAGCGUCUUACCAACAGAGAGAUAGAUCUCCACACAAAAAGGAGAGUCACAAGUGACAGUGAUUACUAUGCAAGUUACACGCAAAAACAUUACAAAAAAUGUUAUACAAGCAGCGAAUGUAAUAAGCCUAAAGAAAAUAUGAAUGAAGAAAAACAUAAACAUGAAAAAGAUCAAGAAUGUGCAACGUAUAACCAUUUACCAAUCAAAACUGUAAAUAGUCUCAAGAGGAGAUGUGAAGGAUCUCAUCAUACGGUAGAAAAAUCUAUAGGGAGGGCAAAGUUCAAGAAGUUUAAGGACAGGACAGAGACAGAGUUGCACAAAUAUGAAAAAUCCACACACUUUACAACAGAGCAGUAUUUUUUUGACAAAACCAAUAUUAAAAAUAUGGAAAAAUAUGGUGACAGUAAAGGUGAAACUGCAAAGAAUGACUCUAUAUUGCAGCUAACAAAGGAGAGACCUGACUCUUUUGCUGGAAAGAGAACAUCUGAUGCUAGUUGUAAUAUUGGGAGAGACUGCAGCUUUACAGAAGAAAAGCAGAAGAAGAACAGUUAUCAGGAUAAAGCCAGAUUUCCUGUCGACUCAGUAAAUAACAUACACACUUCCAAGGCUACUGUGCAGAUGACAGAAUAUCCAAGCAGCAAGAACUGUCAUGAUGUUGGACGUACAAUGCUGAAACCAGAUGUGUCUAAAGUUUUAAAGGAAACCAGUGUAAAUGAACAAACUAUUGCAACUGCAGCAUCCACACCAGAAAUUAUUAAAGGAAUACUCUCAAGAGAUGUAAGCAUGGCACAGCAGUGUCAUGAGAGUGACUUGUUGUGUGAUCUGACUAGUACAUCAAGUAUUGUGGCCAAAAAAUCUGUGAAUAUGUGCAGUAGUGCAGAAUUUUUAACAAGCAGUAAAAAAAAUAAAUCCUCAGAACAAAUGCUCUCUCUGCCUUUGGGAACUUUUCGUCAAGAGAUUAGGACAUCUCCAAACUUACGUGAAGAUGGGGACAGUUCAUCUUCCCAUGAUAAUGUUAAUGCAAGGAGAUCAAAUGACACAAAAAUGGAACAACCUGUUGCGCUUCCUGUAUCUAUUGAUUUGAAAGUUAUGGCAAAUAAGGUUGAGUCUCUUACAGCUGUAACAGAGCAAAAAAAUGGUGCCGUUGUAACUUCCACUAUUGAAUCAAUGAAAGGAAAUUCUUGCACACUUUCUAAUAAACUUAGUACUGACUGUGAUGAUACAGAUAUAUGCAAGUCUUCUUCAAAAACUUCCGUUAAUGAACAAAUAUCGUGUAGAAAUGUGCAAGAAUUGAGUGAGAAUGAAAUGGAGGACCAAGAGAGCAUUGAACGAAGUUUGAAACUAGAAUCAGGGGUUGAGUGUGACAGAGAUAAUCCGCAAAAUGUAGUAUGUGUUCCCUUUAUGUUUGAAAAUAACAACUCUAUUCAAACACAAGGUUCUCAGUUGUGUGAACAUCCAAACAACAUUCAUGGCAGUGCCAAGUUCAAUCACAGUACUACUGAGGAUCACAGUAAAAUGUUAACCAAGGUAGAGUUGGCAUCCUCGUCAACACUUGCUAAAUGUGACACCUCAGCCAAAGACAAUCUCUCUUUCCACUCAGCAUCCCGCACCCAGCUUGUAAAACCAUCAUCAGCAAAUGAUAAAGAUGUUGCUGUCUACAGGAAUAACAAAUUCAGGCUGUCACUUGAGAACAAAGUUAAUGAUUCUGCCACCAGUGAAUUGAAAGACAAUAUUAAGAGUAGUGCGGAAUCUGAAAUAACAUCUCCUGCAUCCUCUACCACAAAAACUUUUGUUGAAAAACAGGAUAAAAUGUCUCAAUCACUGUUCAGUGGAAGUACCAACAACCAGUCUGGACAUGCUACAACAAAGAGAGAAAAUAAUUCACCAGAUGGUUUUGUGAAUCCACAAAUUAGUGAUACUGUGCAUGAUAUAAAAGUGCAGAAUAAGACUAGCUGUUUAACUGUUCAGAGAAAUACAGCUAGAAGCCCAGAAACAAAAGAACAGUUCAGGUUGACACCUGUCUGCAGACAAAUACCUCAUGACAGUGGCAGCUCUACGGGUAAGCAAGGUAGUAACGCUGAAAACGGCAACAAGAAAGAAUGUACUGUGCCGUUAGAACCAUCUAUUUCUAUAGAGGCAGUAGAUCAACACAGGAAUAAUGGAGAGAGUAGUGAGUGUGAAUUUGUGUUAACUAAAGACCACAGUGUGAAGCACACGUCAAGCAAAACAAAAACGGCUGGAAAAACUGAAGCAGAAACCUUGCUAAAACGUCCAUAUAUACACGAAGAGCGUGAAACAGAUAGCCAAGGAAAAUGCUUCAAAGAACAAUCAAGGGCUCCUGAGUCAUUUAAAAGGAAAUUGAAGUUGAGUCAGAAGUUUGAAGAGCUUUUUGGUGCUGAUGAAUGUGAGGCUGACAGUAUCACUGGUGAACAGAAAAAUGGCCAAAAAAUGUGUAAAACAAAAAAUAUUUCAGAAGUUAGUAAAGAAAUCCCUCAGAUUGGAAACAAGUCGACUGCUUUACACACCACAAAGCAAUUGCCUGGAGAAGCACAAAGAAAAUUACUACCUUCCAACAGAGGCAUCAGAGUUGCUAAAAAAUCUCCAUUGUUCCUUUGUAAUAAAACUAGAACUAUUUGUAAAGGUCAGCCUAUAGGUUUUGUGUCAAAAGUUAAAUUGAGCCAAAGAAAGGAACAAUCUUUGGUAAAUGGAAUUGCAAAAAGAGGCAGCAGUGAAGAAACUGUUGCUGGAAAGAGUCAAGAUUCAGAGCGAAGUCAAUCUGCUAAAGAGAAAGUUAUGCAGAACUGGUUUUCCGAUGCAACCAAUCCACCUGCAUGUUCCAAGAGCAGACUUAUGACAAAAGAUACAGCAGUUAAUCCUCAUAAUAUACCUUGGCUGUUGAAGGAAGUUGAUUUACCUAAUGUAUCUAUUAAAUCAAGAAAACACUAUUUCAGACAGAGCAGUGUAGAACCCCACAAGCCAGUAGUGGCUAAAGUGGGAUUGCAUAAGAGAAAUUCCUUUCCUCCCAUGCCAAAUAAUAAGCAUGCUGGUACGGAUGAACAGACUUUUGUCAGGGAAGAUAUUUUUUCUUCACCAGUAAAAGUACACCAUCGUUCAGACACUGAACUUAGUGGAAUGAAUGUGAAUGAUAAGCCAGAAAGACGAAUUGAAUCUUGUGAGUCAUUGUUGAGUUUAGAAACCAGUAACGUGUGUGAGGAAAUUGGAGCACUUAAAAAUGCUGAAGGAGAAAGAGAUAUUUGUACAUUCAGUGAAAAAGAUGUGUUACCAGAUUCACAUAAAAUUUCACCUAGCAAUGAGAAAGUAGAAAUUGAAAAUGGGGAAGUGUUCCUUACUUCCAUAUUUGUUAAGGAUGAAGAAAAAGUUCUUGAUCAAAAUGAAGAACUUGUAGCUGAACCACUCUGUGCAGAUAUUUCAGACAUAGAUGAAAAAACACUUCAGUGCAAUAAUCUGGACACAUCAGAUGCACAAUGUUGCAUUAAAGAAGAGUUCAGUUCUGUAGAGUCUUUCCCUGAGUUGAAGUCUGUGAGCCUUACGUUACCAAAUUGUGGGCAUUCAGAUGCUGAAACAGAGACUGGAAGUAGCCCAAAUUUCUCUCUUCCAAAAUUGGAUCCUGUGAACUCAAGCUUUGGAAGCAGAAAUGACACGAAAACUAUAGAAUCUACCCCAUUAGAAGGCGGCAGCUCUUGUGCUCUUGUAGUGGGGUGCGGUAACAACUUGGAGUCUCCUGAGAAAGGUAGUGCAGAGAAGGAGAUUAUGGAAACUAGGAAAGAAAGGACUAAAACUGAAAGGCUGUGCUCAGAAAUUGUGCACACCAACGAAAGCGGAAUGAGUGUCAGCACAAAGGAAACCGGACAGACAUCACUUGCAGGACCAGAAGUUAAUUCAGUCAUUCGCACUGGGAACAAAGAACAGGGACCAAAAGAAUUAAGUGCUGUAAUUACUGAGGAAGAGAGGAGGGACAUUGGUACUUUGAAAGGGAAAGUAAAUAAUUUUUCAAAUGAAGCUAGUAGCAAAGCCAGAAAAGAAAACCUUAGAGUGAUACAUAACGCAACAGGAAAUGAAUCGGGCAUAAAUAAGAAUAAACAAGAAAAUCUUAGAAGCGAGUUGCAGCUAGGAGAAAACAGGCUGCAACAUGAUGAUGCAGGAGCUAUACCUAAUAUUACUAUGGCCGACUGUUCUCCCUCACUUAAGAUAAAAAUUGGGUCAAUAAGAGUGAAAGAUCCACUGAGCUUAGGGAUUGGUUGUAAACUUUCUGAAUCUGAUGCUGCUACACAUCUAAUAGAAAAUUCUGUGAAAUCGUUCCCUACACAAAUUGAGAAUGAAUUCACUGAUUUAGCUAGUCUGUUUGUUACUGGCUUUAUGGAUAUUGACAGGUACAAGGCUCGGAUGAACGAUGCUGAAAAGCUGCCUGAAACAUCAAGAGAUAUUGAGCUCACAUGUGCCAGAACAGAUUUUGUACAUUCUGUGAGAUCAAAAUGCAGGGUUGUGGUAAAUAAGGUAAAAUUUUUGAAGUUUUUUUUUCCUGAUAAAUUUGAAGAAGUUUUGCAUGCUUUUGUCAAUAAAAGAUGGCAGUGUACGACUCAAGAAUUAGCUGAGUUGUACCAAAGAUUCCUUAAAGAGCAAUCAAAGAACCUCAGUGUGGGCACUGAAAAAAGUUCUUAUACACAGAGUGAGAAAACAAAAGUUAUUGUGAACAUUGAAGGCGGAAAUGAUGCACCUUUUGAAUCACAAUCAUUUGUGUGUGAAGUUCAGAAUUCUCAGAAGCAUUACAGCAAAACCGCCACAGCCGAAAAUGUAGGUAGAGAUGAAGAAACUACAGAAGUUUGUAUUCAGUCUGGUAAAAACUCUUGGGAGAGAACUUCCUUCACAAUUCCUAGUGUGAAUAGGCAUGGAUACCGACAUAGUGUUACAGAAAUGUCACCAAAUGUGAAUGUUCUAUCCCAGCAAAGCAAUGUUGUUGGAGGUAGUUCAGACUACAAUUUAACCAUACACCAGAAAGUGUUAGGAACUGAUAACUUAACCACAGAUACUUCACAGGUUGGUUCACAGUCUAUAAAUAAACCAAGUGAAGAACUGAAUGAUGCAGUAAACGGUUACCACAGCUGUAACAGUGGACAGGGAACCUCGAACAAUGUUAACGAAGGGAUUAAUUCAAGUUUACAGCCAGUUAUGAUGACCAGUGAUACAAGUUUGCAUGCAAAAAAUACAAAUGCGAGUGACAUUGUGUCUUCACAGACUGAAAGACAGGUUACCAUGCCAACCACAAGAUCAAGGCAUAAUUACUCUGUCAAAGAGACUUCAUCAUGUACCUCAAGUUUAAAUGACAAUGGGUUAAUGAGAGCUCACAGAUACCAUACAACUCAACACCAGCCAGCAUCUAUACAGUCACUUCAGUCGCUAAUUGAGCAGAUGCCUGCAAGUCAAAGACAGAUCAGACACAACGUUUCAGAACGUGCACAAGUUGGGAUCCUUUCUCAAGAUCAAAAUCGGCUAAGUUUCCCACCUUUGAGCCAGCCACAGCACGGGUGCCCCACUCCGGGCCAGCCGCAGCACGGGUGCCCCGCUCCGGGCCAGCCGCAGCACGGGUGCCCCGCUCCGGGCCAGCCGCAGCACGGGUGCCCCGCUCCGGGCCAGCCGCAGCACGGGUGCCCCGCUCCGGGCCAGCCGCAGCACGGGUGCCCCGCUCCGGGCCAGCCGCAGCACGGGUGCCCCGCUCCGGGCCAGCCGCAGCACGGGUGCCCCGCUCCGGGCCAGCCGCAGCACGGGUGCCCCGCUCCGGGCCAGCCGCAGCACGGGUGCCCCGCUCCGGGCCAGCCGCAGCACGGGUGCCCCGCUCCGGGCCAGCCGCAGCACGGGUGCCCCGCUCUGGGCCAGCCGCAGCACGGGUGCCCCGCUCCGGGCCAGCCGCAGCACGGGUGCCCCGCUCCGGGCCAGCCGCAGCACGGGUGCGCCGCUCCGGGCCAGCCGCAGCACGGGUGCCCCGCUCCGGGCCAGCCGCAGCACGGGUGCCCCGCUCCGGGCCAGCCGCAGCACGGGUGCCCCGCUCCGGGCCAGCCGCAGCACGGGUGCCCCGCUCCGGGCCAGCCGCAGCACGGGUGCCCCGCUCCGGGCCAGCCGCAGCACGGGUGCCCCGCUCCGGGCCAGCCGCAGCACGGGUGCCCCGCUCCGGGCCAGCCGCAGCACGGGUGCCCCGCUCCGGGCCAGCCGCAGCACGGGUGCCCCGCUCCGGGCCAGCCGCAGCACGGGUGCCCCGCUCCGGGCCAGCCGCAGCACGGGUGCCCCGCUCCGGGCCAGCCGCAGCACGGGUGCCCCGCUCCGGGCCAGCCGCAGCACGGGUGCCCCGCUCCGGGCCAGCCGCAGCACGGGUGCCCCGCUCCGGGCCAGCCGCAGCACGGGUGCCCCGCUCCGGGCCAGCCGCAGCACGGGUGCCCCGCUCCGGGCCAGCCGCAGCACGGGUGCCCACCUCAGCGCAGGGCCCCACUGCCAGGCUACCUACAGCACGGGUGCACCCCUACAAGCCAGCAGCAACACAUUAAUGUGACUUCUGGACAACUUCAACGUGGCCAAAUUUCUUCAAAAUCAAAAUCAGUUUUGAUCAGGUACCUGAGCCACCCGAAAGGUGGUGCCCUGCCUUUAAAUCCAAGCCAGUUGCAAGAGGGGCGCAUGCUUCCAUACACGAGCCAGCCACAGGUGGGUUGCAGGCCUUCAUACCCGAGCCAGGCGCAAGCAAGACUGCUCCCUUCAUACCAGAACAGAGGGCAGAUGGAACAGCUGCUUCUGAAACAGAUCCCGCAGCAAGACAGCUACUUGCGUUCGAACCAUUGUCAACUGCCUUCCUAUCAAACACAGCAGCAAUAUGGAAGUCUGCUUUCAAGUCAAAUUCAUACAAUGCCUAACCACAUCACUCAGGGCCAGGCUGUAAAUGGACACCAAUCUUCAAAUCAGAGCUUGCGUUCAAGUCAGAAUCUUUCCAAAACUGGAAACGUACCUGCAAAUCAGAGUCAGACGCAUUGGGCGCAUGUGUCUUUGAACUCAAACUCUGUCCGAGCUGGAUAUAUGCCUUUGAAACAGCCUCAGGUUGGGAGUAUACCUGCAAAUGUAAAUCAGCCUCACUUUGAGUCUUCACAUGUGAGGGAUUUACAGGUCAAGCGAGGCUGUCAAAUACCUGCAUAUGUGAGUCAGUUGCAGACUGGACACCAAACUGCAGGUCAAGAAAAUUUGAACCAUCAACAACUAAACCGAACAUUCCAGCAAAUGUCACACAGUACUACACAAGCUAGUCAAGUGUCUCCUGUUCAUACGCAAGCCACUCAGAUGAUACACCAACGAAAGCUUCGCCAAAUAGCUCAUAAUUUUGAGCAAACUCGGAGUAUGGUAGCGACUGUGCCACAGGGUGUACAGUUACCACCCUACACAGUUCAUGUGAGCCAAGUUCCUGCUAAUCCCACAAAUACAGCAGUUAUGGGACACAUGACUGCAAAUUGUGGAAUGACAGGUCUUGUUCUCUCACAACAGAUUGCAGCUGUUCCCUCUUCUUCGAAAGUACUGGCUGGUUUAUGUUUUUCUGGUGCACAGUCUGUCACUGUUCAGAGUGGAACAACCAGCACGACUCUCAUUAGUACUCAUCAGAAUACAUUUCAGAGUGCACCAAAUGUUAAUUCUAUAAGGAGACAAGGCAGUAGUCACUCGGAAGGAAGAAUUGGGUAUCAAGGAACAGAGACGUCAUUACCUUCAUAUAUGUCUUCAAGUGUUGAAGAUCAAGGUAACCAUUUGUCAUGCCUAGCUGUAGGGCAGGAUUGUGGAGUGAAAGAAACACAGUCAGCAGAUGAAAAUAGGAGCUUUGCAAAUUUACCAGCACUUGGUAGACAAACAGAAAACCAGCAAGAUGUUAGACUACAGUGUAUUGAGCACCAGAGUAACAAAACCUCUUCUGUUAUCCAGAACAAUAGAGCCUCAAAUAGCAGAUCACAACAGAAAAUUACAUCUACUUCUCAUGUUAAUGUAAUAGGUGGAAGUCAACAGACAAUACCUUCAGGAACCCAGGGAACUGGAAGCCAUGGAAGCACUGUAUCAUCUGCAAAAAUCAUAACUGCUGAACCUCAGAGUGCUGAAGUUAUUUUUCCACGAGCUGCAGAUAGUAAUGGUGUGAAUUCACAGGUACAGAAGCCAUAUAGAACAGCUGCUGUGUGUGAAAUACCAAACAGUUCACGGCCAGUCAUUUGUAACACGAUGUCACAGAACAGUGUGGCAGGGUCUUCUGGAGAAUGUUCACACCAACAGGUCCAUAUCUCAAGACGACACCCUAAUAUUUUAAGUAUGCAAUCUACAAAUCCAAAGGAUCCGUCAUCCCAUGUUAGUACUUCUGCAAAACAAAGUGGCAUGCUUUAUGUAACAAGUUCUGAAAAUAAUGAAGUUCCUACUAAUAGUUCUGUUCCUAGUCUACAGAAAGCUGCUACAUCACAGUCACAGUUGGUAUUUAGAACUCUGGGAAUUUUGGGACGUGGAAGUUCUGAUCCUGCAGUGUCAGUGUCAAGUACAGAUUCUUUGGAGAGAGACACUCUGGUUACUAGUGCAGAUAAGGACCAGCAUGCAUCCCGUGUAAAGCUACCACAGACUGUUGUUUCUAAUAAUGCUAAGGAUAGCUCUCCAUCCGUGAGAGCAGAAGCAGAUAAAUUAUCACAGCAGAUUUAUACUGACACGAUAGCUACAUCUGCAUCAACUCGAACGGAUAUAAUUAAGAGUGGAAGUACUUCAUGUCCGGCUGUUAGCCCACGUGCUUCAGUUCCACAUGAUCAUGCACCUCAUUCACAUUCAGUAUGUGUUAGUAGUAAUGCAGAUUCAGCAAAUGAAGGCAACCUGUUACAUUCUGUAGAACACCCUGAUGUGCUUAAUGUUUCACGUGCAACAGGUGUAAAACCAAGUAUACCACCAUUGACUCAGUGUGAUAGACAUACAGGACAGAGUCCUGUUACUGUGAAAGACACAAACACCUCUUCCACAAGUUACAACAGCAGUUGUUUACUGCAACCUGCAAAUGAGGAAAAUACUGAAAUAUGCCACAAUUUUCAGGCAAGUGCUGUGCAAAUGAAAAUCCCAGUAUCAUCUAGUGACAUUUCAUAUUCUCCACAGUUAUUUGGUGGCUGUAAAACACAAUCUAAUCAUGAGAAGGCAUCUAUCCCCAACAGUGUAACAUGCAACAAUGUCAGUCUCAGUUCUGGAGCUUCGUCCUCUAUCGGUCCACCAAUAAUGAACUGUAAAAACAAUACAUACUUGGAAAAAUUGAGUGGUGCACAUGCAAUGACGAGCUGUAUUGCCUCUGUAAAUAUUGUUUCAAUUUCUGCUGCUAAGACCGUGUCUUCUGGGAAUAGUAUGGACACAAACAAUUCUUCUAUAACUGAAAAACAAGGGAAUGCAUCUUCAGCUGUUAUUAGUUCAAAAGAGGCGGAGAGCUGUAAGAAUUUGUCACAUCAGCCAGAGAGGACACAGAAGAUACAGGGAAACACCCCCGGUGAGUCAAAAACAGCCGAUGGUGCCAAUGGAAACAUGUCCACUGUGAGGGUAGAGACUAUUUCUAACACUGGUGCCAAUAAAAGUGUUGCUCCUAAGACAGAUGAGGUAGUCCAGGAAAGCAAGAAACAGAUGAGUGAGAUUUUUGACAGUGACUACUUUCCAGCAGCAAAUGCUGUGCAGCUUAAGCAUAUCUUAACUUCUGGAAGUAUGUCUAAUGUGACAGAUGAUAUGGAAGAGAUGGAUGUCAAAGAAUUUGUAGAAAGUGAUCUUUCAGUUAAUUCAGAAAUGUCCUUAAAACUAAUGUCUCGAGUUUGCUUUGACAACAAGAAAGAGCUCACCUCAGAUUCAGCAUAUUUAGAAAUUAUGGACGGGAGGAACCAGUGUGCUCAAACUGUUUCAGCUGGUGUGAAUAUUGUCAACAAAAAAAAUAAUGUGCCUUUAGAGAAGAAAAGUGGAGUGAACAUUGAUACACCUGCAGUGAAAGGGUCUGCUGUUUCUGAAGAUACUGCUUUGAAUUGUGCCACCAAGGCAGUGUCUCCUGGAUAUGAUGCAGAUGGAGAGAAUUCAUUCUUAACUGAAAAAAGAGAGAACACGAUGUCAAAAUUAAGAAGUCCUUGUAUUGUUAGCUCUAGACAGUCACAGAGUUCUGAUUUGGAUAAUUCAGAGUCCGAAAUAACAGUUGUAAACUGUUUGUCUGAAGAUGAUGAUAUUGAGAUCAUUGAAGAUUGUAGUCCUGUACAGUUCCUAGGCUACAAAUUUGCAAAAGUUGGAGUAGCCACAAAAACAACUUCACGGAGCCAACAUAUCAGUGGUGUAGCUCCUGCAGACUCAUUUACCAAACAUAUCUCUUCAAAAUCUGAAGACAUCAGUUGUGUCAAUGAGACACAAGAAGCAGUUGGUGACAAUACUUCAGCAAAGACUGGAAGCAAAGAUACGAAUAAUGAAACUUCAGAGUCACAAUGUCUCAAAAUAGUAUCUGUUGUAUCGCUGACGUCAGAAGCUAUGGAGGAAAGUGAAAUCCAGUGGCCAUCAUCCCCAGAGCCAAGAACAGUCUCUAGAGACAGUGGAUAUACGACACCAUCAGAAGGGGCAGUUCAUGAUGCUCAGGAGAUUCACAUUGAUGGUGAUGUUCAUUGUGCCUUCUGUGACAACACAGCACAAAUUUUAUGUACUGGGUGUUACAUUACAUGUUACUGCAGUGCUGAUUGCCAGGCAAGGCACUGGCGAGAAGUCCAUUAUGAAGAAUGCAAACAACAAAAUGCUGUUGGAAACAAUCAAGCUCAUUGAUGCAGAGUGAGGAAAAUAAUUUUGUGUACUAAAUUCUACUAUGACAGCAGUGAUCUCUCAUUGCACUUCAUAACUUACACUGCCAUAAUUUUUUUUUUUAAGUCUGAGAAAUGAAAACAUUUUUUAUUGUACUGAUUUAGGAUUAUUUCAUACAGAUAUUGGAAAUGAUUGACUGUGUUGGCAGUUAAGGCCUGUAGCAUAAAAAAAGGAUUCUUUUAAAGGCCAUUAAUAUGUGUUAUGGUAUUGUAUCUGGGAGAAUACCUAUGACUCCCAUAAAAUGAUUUUCUAGAGAACUAAUAUGUGAAAGAGUGUCCUGCUGUUUCAUAUGCAAGAGAGAGAAAAUGACACAUCGUAUUCAGCUGUUGAAGAUAUUUAAUGUACAAAAUUUUUAUUUUACUAACAUUAUACUGUGUUUUUGUAAGUAUUGUAAAAAAUUGUUAGUAAUUGCCAAAGAUUAAAGUACAGAAGUCUUUCAGUAUUUGUUUUUAUGAUACCACUAGUGCUCAACAUGUUGUUUUUGGUUAUGUGUUUGAUGGAGGAGGGGGUAUGGGAACUGGAGAAAUGGAAAAUGGGGGAAGGGGGUGUCACAUAUGGAGUCUUCGUUUUUCAGUUAUCACUUAGUUUUUAGUGAUCCGGAUGAAUAAAAAUUGUAAGCGUGGUACAGAACAAAUCUUACAUUUUGGAACAGUUCAGAUACUAUAUAGCAGUUUUGUAGUUACAACCUUUGCCAAACACUGGCACACAGUUUUUAAUCAGUAUGUAUGUUUCAGUAGUAUUGUGUCAAAAUAAUACUUGGUUUGUUAAUCAGGGCAGAAACAGAAUGAAAUGUCAUAUUUCUAUCUACUUUUGUAAUAUUGAAUAGUGGUGAUUGAACAAGACAAGUUCGAGGCUUAACUUAACUCAUCACCUUUGAUGUUCUGCUGUUUGCAAUUGUUUGUAGUUAACUCCAUGUGGUGUGUAAAAUUUGGGUUUGGAGUGUGAACAUUCCUCCCUUCCCCCUUCUCCAGUACUGAAAAUUAGUUUUCUACUGUUUACCUUUGAAGAAAUAAUGACAGCUCAAAGAAUAUCAGUUUCUGACUUCCUUCAUUGAAAUUUUCUGCUGCUUCUAUGUUUAAAAUUUAUAUACUCAUGUUUUGCUCAUAUUAUAGUGUUUAUUUUACUUGUUAACGUCGCAGGAGCUUCAAAUGCUGUUUUUUUUGUAAAUAAUUAUGUUGUUUUGUUCUAUCUUUUGCACAUUUAUUACAAGACUGAAUUAUUUUGAAUGUUUGCUGUGUGUGUGUGUGUGUGUGUGUGUGUUUGUUUGUUUGUUUGUUUGUUUCGUAUCUGUUGCUCAAUAUUGAGAGUAGUAGGAUAAGAUUUACACUUAAAUGUAAAGAUCAAACUGGUGUAAAUAUAGUUAAAUGAUUUUGUGGACAUUGGUGCAAACGCUCUGAUUUACUUUUGAAUACAAUUUUCUGAAUCUUAGGCAAUGAAAAGGUAUUAAAAUGUUAUGUACAUGUACCAGAAAUGUAAAGUUGCUUUAGUAUCCCUCUCCCAUUUUUUUAGAACUAAUUUAGAGUUUGUUUAUAUAUUUAGUAGACAUUAUUGAAACUGACAUUACAGAGCAAAAACAGAUUGUGUUAUUCGACAAAGUUUUAGUCCUAACCUUUCUUAAAGUUAAUAAAAAUUUAGCUGAUGUGUGUUAUUAAAUACAGAGGGUGUGGGAAGUAAUCUCUUUGUUACCCUUCCAUUUGUUUCUGCUAAUUUUUAAUAUGUUGUUAAGCUUUCAUUUUUCAAAUUGCUUUAACUACUUGUACAAAAUUGUUCACAGUAUUUUACUUUUUUAUUUAAAGCAACUGUUUUCAUUCUGUGUUGAGCAAAAACAGUUUUCCUUACCCAAGUAGUUGCUUGGAUAAAAUGCAGACGAAUACAUUUAUUUUUGUGCUGUUUCAUAUAUCUGCAUUGUUAUAUUUGCAAAUUGCAUAGAUCAUUUGUCAUUUCAAAAUGCUUUAAUAACACACUUUGUUAUUAGUGAUACUUGAAAUUGAUAGCUCUGUAUUUUUAAUUUUUUAAGAAGAAACUAGCCCAAUUUUGUACUUAAUAUUUUCCACAUGUAGAUAUAAAAGGCCUCCAGUGAUGUAAUUUCUGUUCCCUUUGUUGUUGGGAUGUGAGGUUGUAAUAAAGGUGGGAGCUGAUGUAUGAUGGACAUCUUCAUCACAUUUACUGGUUUCAGAAAUAAGUAUUUGUGUUUCACGUACAUUUAAUAUGACAACUUAUUAAUUUACCUUUCAUUGUUACCUUCGUCAGUCAAAUGCCUGUAGUCUUCUUAUUCUGUGCUAUGCAUAAUUCAGUUGUUGGCAGAAAUUACUUCCCUUAACUUCAUAAACCUUCUAGGCUUGUGUAGUUUAGCAGUUACUGCUUCCUAUGCCUAAGCCACAGAUCUACUGUCACCUUCCUGUUCAUAACUCAUUAACAGUAAAUUGUAACAGAAAGUUAAGGGAAGCAUAAGUGAGUCACUCACUGCUGAAACAGAGUGAAUGUUGUGAAGUGGUCAGGCAUAUGAAAGUCCAAUGAUAAAAGUUCAGCUGUUGAAGUUGCAUUGGACAUGGCUUAUGGAUGGGGACACACACACACACACACACACACACACACACACACACACACACACACACACACCCACCCACACCCCUACACACCUACCUACCUACCUACCUACUUUUUCCACUGUUUAAUUGUAUUUACCAUAAAAUUGUUUUUCAUUACAUCAUUGGUGUCUGUAGGUGUCAUACUGCCUCAAGCUUCUCUUCUUCACAUCUAUCGACACGAGGUUUUGACUAUAGUUAACUCUGAAAUCACUCUCUUCUGUAUGUUAAUCUUUAUUCCCCUAACUUAAUGACUUCUUGAAGUGUCUGCACCAUCUACUUCAUAGACAGCAUUUGUUGUGCCAUUGGCCUGUAUUUAGAAAUAGCAGUUUGGUGUUUCCCUGUCUCCAGUAUUCAUUCCUAUAGCAAAGGUGAUGAGUGUAAUGCUUCAAUAUUUCCCCAAGACCACCUUUUUGUUUGUGUAUUGUUCUUCGUUAGUUGCCUGGGUGAUUUUCAAAUGAAUAUUUAUUUUAGCUCUACUCUUAAAAUUCUUCUUUUAUGUAUUUGUAUGUAAUGUAUAUCAUUUUAGUUACCUUUAGAGAAUGGAUUGAUACUGUAUAGUACAAAAAUGAAGAAAAGUCAGUUAAAUUAGUGCCUUCUAUGUUUAAUGUCCAUUUGUCAUCCACUGAUAACUCACUUUGUGACAUUACAGUAUUAUUAAUUCAGUGGUGAGUUGUUAUUCCUAAUUGUAGCAAGAAGGGACAUUAUGAUAAAUUUAUUUUUUAUUGUUCACAAGGUCUCACAGGUCCUGUAUGUGAGAUAAGUAGACAAUAUUUCAAUGGUGCCAAAUGUUGAAACUAGAUUUAUCAUUGAUCCUUCCAGAAAUAAAUGGGAGACAGCGUGUGAGAGACCAGAUGUAAAUAAGUAUUGCAUUGCUAUGUGCUUGUGCAGGUGAAAGGACACUCUCCAGUAUUUGUACAAAAAUGUAUCUGUGUGUACAUAUGAUGAUCUUGCUGCACUAGACUUUAUAUUUUGUGUUCGUAUAUAAAUGGAAAGUAUAGACCUGUUAUU
This is a messenger RNA of Schistocerca serialis cubense, 14628 nucleotides long. RefSeq lists its product as uncharacterized. The transcript has 7 exons. The record is from RefSeq and is a predicted model, not a curated record. The coding region runs from base 5 to 10996 and encodes 3663 amino acids. NCBI's taxonomy places the organism in Eukaryota, Metazoa, Arthropoda, Insecta, Orthoptera, Acrididae.